CACCCGCAAAUGUUCCGAACUUGGGGCGUUGCGAGGCAGCAGAGCACCUGCCGCUGCUGCACCACCACGAGCCUUCGCCAUGCUGCGGCGAGGAGGGCAGCAAGUGCUGUCACAGCAGCAACAACAACAACAACAACAACAACAACAACAACCACGCGCACGAGCGAUCUGAGGCGUGUGGGUAUGGCUGUGCGGCUGCGCAGUGCACGCAGUGCAUGCAGUGCUGGUGUUGCGUCAUUUCACACACAUCGACAACUGCAACAGCAGCAGCCUGCAGAAGGCUCGCGGGUGGGUGCUGCGGUGGUAUCUGCAGCGUUGAAGGAGUUGGAAGCUGCACUUGGCAAGCAAGCUGUGACCACGGCCACGGCCGUGCGGGACCAACACUCGCACGACGAAUCGUUUCAUGCACCUCACCUCCCAGAUGCAGUGGUCUAUCCAACCAGCGUUGAGCAAGUAAGCGCUGUGGCGCAAGUAUGCCACCAGCACCGCGUACCCAUGAUCCCAUUUGGCACAGGCACGGGGCUGGAAAGCGGCGUGAGCGCACCUUCGGGAGGCGUGUGCAUUGACCUGUCCAAGAUGGACGCCAUCGUCGAUGUCAACACGGAGGAUGCCACAUGCACGGUGCAGCCUGGCGUGACGCGCAAAUCACUCAACGCGCAUCUUCGCGACACAGGCCUUUGGUUUCCCAUCGACCCUGGCGCCGAUGCGUCGCUGUGUGGCAUGUGCGCCACGGGUGCGUCUGGCACCGUUGCUGUUCGAUAUGGCACAAUGCGCGACAAUGUGCUUAAUCUGCAGGUGGUGAUGGCUGAUGGUCAGAUCAUGCACACCGCAGGACCAAAGGGCCGGGCGCCCAAGUCGUCUGCGGGGCUGAACCUGACGCAUCUGCUGAUUGGCUCCGAGGGCACGCUGGGCAUCAUCACGGCAGCCACGCUCAAACUUCAGGGGCAGCCCGAGCACGUGGCGUCGGCGGUGUGUGCGUUUGACAGCGUGGAGCAGGCCAGCCAGACGGCCGCGCAGAUUAUCCAGUGCAACAUCCCCGUCGCACGCAUGGAGCUGCUUGAUGCCGGCAUGAUGAAAGCGUUCAACACAUUCAAGAAAACGACAGAAUACGUCGAGAAGCCACACCUCUUCCUCGAAUUCCAUGGCUUCAGUGCCUCGUCGCUGGAUGAGCAGAUUUCGUUUGCACAGGAGCUGGCAGCCGACAACGGCGGCGACGCAUUCGCACACGCGCACGACAUUGAAACGCGCAAUAAACUCUGGGAGGCCCGCCAUAACGCGUGGUAUGCUGCGUUGUCGCUUCGUCCUGGCGCCAAGGGGUACUCGACAGACGUGUGUGUCCCCAUCUCGCAGCUCCCGGCUAUGGUGCAUCACGCAACGCACGAGGUUCACCGCCUCAACCUCACAGCGCCCAUUGCGGGGCACGUCGGCGACGGCAACUUCCACUGCAUCACCGUCUUUGAUGCGAACGACCGCGACGAGGUGCAGCGGGUCCACGACCUCUCAGCCUCGCUCGCAAGAAAAGCGAUUGAUCUUGGCGGCACGUGCACGGGCGAGCACGGCGUUGGAGUUGGGAAGCGCGAGUUCCUGACAGCAGAGUUUGGUGCGCCGGCCAUUGCUGCCAUGCACGCAAUCAAACACGCCCUCGACCCCUACAACCUCCUCAACCCAGGCAAGCUGUACCCGCAGUCGUAGUCGAAAGCAGCGAAGCCAUGUGGUGUGGUGUGUGUGUGUGUGUGUGUGUGUGUGUGUGUG
This is a messenger RNA of Salpingoeca rosetta, 1752 nucleotides long. Its product is annotated as FAD linked oxidase domain-containing protein. Gene Ontology annotation, biological process: lactate catabolic process. The coding region runs from base 10 to 1692 and encodes 560 amino acids. Gene Ontology annotation, cellular component: mitochondrion. The transcript has 11 exons. NCBI's taxonomy places the organism in Eukaryota, Choanoflagellata, Craspedida, Salpingoecidae. The record is from RefSeq and is a predicted model, not a curated record. Gene Ontology annotation, molecular function: D-lactate dehydrogenase (NAD+) activity; D-lactate dehydrogenase (cytochrome) activity; FAD binding.